AAAUGUGGUUGCAAUGACUUCUAUGAUAAUUGGGUACUGUAAGGAGGGUAAGGUGGAAGAAGCUAGAGAUUUGUUCGAUGAAAUUCAGUUCAAGGAUGAUGCCUGUUGGAAUGCUAUGCUAACGGGCUAUGCACAAAGUGGCAGGGGAGAGGAAGCACUGGAGCUACAUUUACAAAAGCUCAAGAUUGGUUUACAUCCGGACAACUGGACCCUUGUUUCUGUUCUUAUGGCCUGUUCUACUCUUUCAUUACUGAAGGAUGGAAGACAAGCUCAUCUGCUCAUUAUUAAACACGGCUUCGAAUCAAAUGUUUCCAUAUGUAAUGCUUUGAUUACCAUGUACUGCAGAUGUGGUGCAAUUCUUGACUCUGAAUUAGCUUUCUAGAAAAUUGAUAGUCCAGACCUUGUCUCAUGGAACACCAUUGUUGCUGCAUUUUCUCAGCACGGUCUCUAUGGGAAGGCUAUUGCUUUUUUCAACCAGAUGAGGCUGAGUGGCUUUGAACCAGAUGGCAUAACAUUUCUCAGUAUCUUAUCUGCUUGUGCUCGUGCGGGAAAGGUGAAUGAGAGCACAGAUUUGUUCGAAUCAAUGGUCAAUAGUUAUGGUAUUUCUCCCACGCCUGAGCACUAUGCUUGCUUGGUUGAUGUAUUGAGUCGAGCAGGUCAGUUAGAGAAAGCUUGCAAGAUGAUCCAAGAGAUGCCAUUUAAAGCAGACUUUGGGAUAUGGGGUGCUCUUCUUGCAGGUUCUAGUGUUCAUUCAAACGUCUAGGGGAACUGGCUCCUAAGAAUAUGCUAGAUUGGAUCCUCUGAAUUCUGGGCCUUAUGUCAUAUUGUCCAAUAUGUAUGCAGCUGCCGGAAAAUGGAAUGAUGUUGUUAGAGUAAGGAGUUUGAUGAGAGAGCAUGGAGUCAAGAAGGAAAAGGCAUACAGUUGGACAUAGAUUGGGAAUAAGGUGCACAAUUUCAUUGGAGGGGACAUAUCGCAUCCAGAUGUUGAUGAGAUUUAUUUGGUGCUCAAGAAGAUCAGCCUGCAUAUGGCUGCUGCUUAUAAUUUUGCUGACAUCAGUGAUUUCAUGAACUUUUCUUGUUGACCAUCAGAAGGACACUAUCACAAUUUUUAGAAGUAUGAAGGGUACUGUUUGAUAUGUCUUGUGGACUAGUUGAUGAUUCGGAAAGGCUCAAACGAGCUGCAGACCAAGUCCGAUAGGUGCAAUCAAAAUUCAGGCGGGGAUGCGUCCAUGAAUGUUCUUAUAAACAAAAAGAUGGUCAGAUGAAGCUUCAUCUAUAAGUUAUCUAUCGAUUUUCUUCUCCAGUUCCGGGUUGGAAUGAAGAAACAUUUACAAUGGCAAGACUAAAAGACCAAUUCUUUUAUAUUUCUGUGUAACUAUCACCUUGUUGCCAAUUUGAACACAACAGACUCCAAAGACUACAUGAGCCGCCCAUAGGUUAGUCUUAGAUUGAAAUUGUUUAUAUCUGCAGAAAGGUCAAUAUUGUCAAUCUCCACAGAGUUCUUCCAAACCCGCAAAUAGGCUUAUUUUGUGGAAAACCCGCCAACCUCGGACUUGUUCUCCAAAACCAAUCUAUGUUUGUAGCUAGUCACCUUCUAAAAAUAGAAUAACUCCUGCUGCAACAUUCAUCAGUAUUGCACAUCGAAAUCGAGGCCGAGGUUUUUCUGAUCUGGGUUGUCGAAUUAGGACCAAAGAAACCUUCUUUGGUCAAAUUACGAGACCAUUUCUGCAUCAAAACAAUCACUCAUAAGAUACAAAUAUAUAGAUUGUUGGAGCUUGGACAUGCAGAAAAAAAUGGAGCAAUCUGAAGAGAAAAAUCCCAAGAUCAAGGAGCAAUUGCUUGCAGUAGAAGUAGAGAGAGAUCGAGCCCUUGAUGAACUAAGAGAGAUGAAAAAGAUGGCACAGGAGGCUAACAUGCGGCUUAGUGAAGCAUUGUCAAUUCAUAAUGUCAAAGAGGUGAAUUCUGUGAACGAGUUACUGUCUAAUGCAAAGCUAGAACUGAAAAAUAAAGAGGAGAAUAUAGAGUUGUUGAAAGUUGAAGUUGGAAAGGCCAAAGAAUUGGAGCUCAAACUGGAAGAGAACGUAAAAAAUGCGGAGGCCAACAAGAAGGUUUUACUGUCUGAGAGCAAGGAACGAAUUCAAGAAUUGCAGCAGAAACUGACAGAGUAUGUGAAAACCUCAGAGUCUCAGAGAAAGGCUUUAUUGUCUGAAAAAGAAGACAAAAUUCGGGAAUUGGAACUCAAACUGGCAGAGAACACGGAAACCUCAGAGGCUCACAGGAAGGCUUUAUUGUCCGAAAGUGCAGAACGGAUAAGGAAACUGGAGGUCACGUUGGCAGAGAAUGUUGAAACCAAUGAGGCUCAGUUGAAGGCUUUGUUUUGCCAAAGUGAGGAAAGAAUUCGGGAACUCGAGAUGGAAAUAGACAAAAGAAGGACAUCAGAAGCAAGAACCCUUGAUUCGUUGAUCGCACAAACAAAUCAACUGGAGCAAACCAAGGUUUUACUUGAAGAAUCAAAAUUUGAAAUUGACUCUCUUCAAAAGAAAUUGGAGAGAUGGGAAGAGGAGUCCGUGCAGAGCAGUGAGCUUAGCACAUCUCAUGUUCAGGACAGCCAUGAUACUAAUACUUCCAGCAGGGAUGAUUUAGAGAGUCUCCAGUCCGAGCUUCAGUUGACGAAGGAGAAUCUAGCUGAUAGUCAAAAGAAGGAGCAGAUUGCCUCUUCGAAGGUUGAGAUAUUACAUGAGGAGAUACGUGCACUAAAACACGAGCUGAAGUUGACAUCCAAAGCUGAAGAAAAUGUAAAAAAGGCAAUGGAUGAUUUGGCUAUUGCCCUAAAAGAAGUUGCCACAGAAGCCAAUCAGUUGAAGGCCGCACUGCAGACGACCAAAGCGGAGUUAGAGCAAUCAAGGGCACAAGAAGAGCAUUUGAAUCUGAUGCUAAAGACCAAUGAGGAAGAUUUUAAGUUGGUGUUGGAUGAAGUAAGGAAAGAAGCUGAGAGGCACAAAAACACUGCUGCCAGGUUGAAAAUAGAACAUGAAGAGACGGUUCUGGCAUGGGGUGGGAAGGAAACCUGCUUUGUUGACUGUAUCAGAAGAGCAGAAGAGGACAGACAAGCUACACAGCAGGAGAACUAUAGGUUGCAUGAGCUGCUUCUCACGACAGAUAACAAGGCGAUGCUGUCAAAGGAAGAAAAUAGUAAAUUGCGUGAUAUACUUAAACAGGCAUUGAAUGAAGCAAAUGUUGCCAAAGAAGCUGCAGCCAUAGCUCAACUUGAAAAUGCUCAGCUUAAAGAUAGCCUGGAGGAAAAGGAGGAGGCAUUGAAUAUCCUCACCCAAGAAAACGAAAAUUAUAGGGUGAAUGAAAUUGCUGCUCAUGAAAACAUUAAGGAGUUGAAGCGGUUGCUUAUUGAAUCGUCACAGAAGGAUGGCAAGAAAGAGGAAAAAGAGAAACCGCCGUUAAGGGAUGUAAAAAAGGAGUCCAAGGAUAAAACACCUACAAAGGAGUUGAAGAAGGAGACUAAGGACUCAAAGAAAGAAUUCCGGGACAAAACACCUACAAAGGAGGAUAGUGGCAAGGAUGACAAAGAGAAAACCUCAGAGAAUAAGGAGAAAGAGGCUGGAACCAUACUUGGCAAAGUUUUCAGCUUCAGUCUCAGGGAGCUCAAAGUCUCUCACUCACACGAUGAUGUUGUUCAUGUUGUUCAUCAUGACGACAAUGAUGAUGAGAUUGAAAUAGACGAGGCUCUCAAAGGCUCAAUAUUUGAGGUACAGUCUCCCGGCUCUGCAGUUCAUCACCGUAGAACUUCUUCUGCAUUCACAGAAGAUGGAGAACCCCUCCAUCCGGAGGAUUUUGAUCAUUUAGAUGGGACUCAUGCUGAGAACUCAAGAAAGAAGAAAGCCUUGCUAAGAAGAUUUGGGGAUCUUAUAAAGAGAAGUACUGCUUAUUCCUACACGAAAAAGGAGCCAUCACCGGAUCCCAAACUAUUGCCGGACACAAAGAAGGAGCCUUCACAGGAUCUCAAGAAGGAACCUUCACUGGAUUCCAAGGAGCACUCACAUGAUAUCAAGAAGGAUGCAUUACCAGAGUAGAUAACCUGUAUGUUUUCACUGCAAUUCAAGUUUCUAUAUCAAGUAGUUUAAUCUGAUUUUACUGUAUCCUCAAAAGUAUAUUGUAGCACAUGAAUCCAGUCCUGCUCUAGUUCUAGAGAACGUACUGCACAUAUG
Argentina anserina (silverweed cinquefoil) is the source of this 4220-nucleotide messenger RNA. Its product is annotated as WEB family protein At5g16730, chloroplastic. The record is from RefSeq and is a predicted model, not a curated record. Bases 1782 to 4085 code for a protein of 767 amino acids. NCBI's taxonomy places the organism in Eukaryota, Viridiplantae, Streptophyta, Magnoliopsida, Rosales, Rosaceae. The transcript has 4 exons.